AUGGUUCGCCAGGCAUUGCAGCCGGGUCUGCAGAGGCCAGUAUUUGAAGAUCUGAAGACGGAAGUUUCAAAAUUAACAGAUGAAGGCCUUCUACCCGAAAACAGCUGCCCUGAGUGCGGGAAGGCCUUUACCAAGACCUCCAAUCUGCUGACCCACCAGCGGGUCCACACAGGGGUGACGCCCUUCAGCUGCCUAGAGUGUGGAAAGGCCUUUACCCAGGCCUCCACCCUGCUGACCCACCAGCGGGUCCACACAGGGGAGAGGCCCUUCAGCUGCCCAAAGUGCGAGAAGGCCUUCAGCCAGGCCUCCAACUUGCUAACCCACCGACGGAUCCACACGGGGGAGAGGCCGUUCUUCUGUCCCAAGUGUGGGAAGGCCUUCAUCAAUUCCUCCAACCUGCUGACCCACCAGCGGGUACACACAGGGGAGAGGCCCUUCAGCUGCCCUGAGUGCGGGAAAGCCUUUACCAAGGCCUCCACCCUGCUGACCCACCAGCAGAUCCACACGGGGGAGAGGCCCUUCAGCUGCCCCCAGUGCGGGAAGGCCUUCACCCAGGCCUCCAACCUCCUGACCCACCGGCGGAUCCACACGGGGGAGAG
Chiloscyllium plagiosum (whitespotted bambooshark) is the source of this 599-nucleotide messenger RNA. The record is from RefSeq and is a predicted model, not a curated record. Lineage: Eukaryota; Metazoa; Chordata; Chondrichthyes; Orectolobiformes; Hemiscylliidae.